This is a messenger RNA of Osmerus eperlanus (European smelt), 5104 nucleotides long. RefSeq names its product androglobin (gene adgb). Gene Ontology annotation, molecular function: calcium-dependent cysteine-type endopeptidase activity; protein binding. The record is from RefSeq and is a predicted model, not a curated record. The transcript has 36 exons. NCBI's taxonomy places the organism in Eukaryota, Metazoa, Chordata, Actinopteri, Osmeriformes, Osmeridae. The coding region runs from base 186 to 4943 and encodes 1585 amino acids. Gene Ontology annotation, biological process: proteolysis.
UAGUCGCCUAGCAACUUCUCAAACUUUCUCUCUAGCUAGCCAACAGACAAUGCAAGCGCAGGCUAAACAAAGUAACUUAGCUAUUCCCUUUCAGUCUGUUUAGCUAAGUAGUUAGUGCUGGAUGACAGCCAACUACAAAUAAGACUAGUUGGCUUGUUGGCUUAUUAAACACAACGUUCUGCACAAUGUCAAAGGCGCCACCGAAGAAAAAGGAGUUGUCUUCCAGCCGGGUUACUUCAUCCCAAGGACAGACACCAAAUAAAGAAGUCUUGUCCAUGGGGGUCAGUUUAUCGGAGGGUCCGGUUGAGCAGAAGAGGUUCCGUUUCCCGGUGUGGCCUGAGUGGAACGAGACGGAGGUCAACGCGGAGAAGUGGGACGCAGCCAAGGGUGGCAAGGACGUGAAGACAGGGAAGAGCCCCUGUGGCCCCUUCUUUGAGGAUCCUGAAGGAAAGGUUGAAAUGCCUUCGUCCCUGAAUGUCCACUCCUGGAAACGCCCAUCUGAGUACAUUCUCACCAAGACUCCUGUGGUGGUGGAGAACGAAGCUACCUUUGAUCUGACAUCAGCCAAUGAGCAUCUGAUCUGCAGCGAGAUGAUCCGGUGUAUCAUCAGCGAGAUCUACAUGGUGUGGAGGAUCUGUAAGGGUUCUCCGGGGGAGUGUGUGGAUGGGCCAGGGGGCGGCUGGAGACCCUGGGAGCACAUCUACUCGCUGUGCAAGGUGCUGAAGGGACACGUGCCUCUUUACAACAUCUACGGGAAGUACGUGGUCAAACUCUACUGGAUGGGGUGCUGGAGGAAGGUCAUCGUGGACGAUGUCUUACCGUUUGACCAGGACAACAACCUGCUGCUUCCUGCCACCACCAACCAAUCAGAGCUGUGGCCCAUGCUGCUGACCAAGGCCCUUAUUAAACUGGCCAACACAGAUGUGGUGUCAGAGCAGAGGAAGGAGCUGGGAGAGUUCACGGUCAUCCAUGCACUGACUGGCUGGAUCCCUGAAGUCAUCCCUCUACAGUGCAGGCUUUUGGGGCAAGUGUGGGAGUUCCUGAAGAAGACCAUUCCCACGUUCCAGUACGCCGACGGCAGUCCUGAGGAGAAGCCUCCGCCGGUGGAGUCCACGGCCGAGAGGGAGGCCCACCUCAACGACAGCAAGAGCGAGUCUCCCCCGACAGCCCGGACCCCGGAGAAAAGCAAAGACUCAGCCAAGAAGAAAGGGAAGGAGGACAAAGACAGGAAGUCAGCCAACAUCAGCGGCCCCUCCGCCCAGGCCCAGCCCCAGCCCACCAAUCAGCCCACAGCAGAGGGCUGUGCUCCCCCUCCUGCUCCAGAGAUAGUGGUGUGUGCCAGCUACAAGCCUCUACACCUGCUAGAGAAGGAGACCUCAGCUCUGGCACAGAUGGCAGACUCCUCGGAGACUCUCCGCCAGUACGGCCUGCUGCAUCUCUACAGCCACCCGGUGCUGGUGAGCCGGACUCGCUCCUGCCCCCUGGUGGCCCCGCCCAAAUCUCCGCCCGUGCCCCGCUGGAAGCUCAUCCGGCCGCGCAAAGAGAGCCUGGUGACAGACGAGCCCCGGGAGCCCGCCGUGGUGAAACCAGAGCAGCACAUCGAGGUCUUCAGCCCCUUCCUCCACUACAGUGUCCUGCCCACUGCUCCUGACAAGGAGACCCAGAAGAGCGCUCAAAGGAGGGGCGUGUGCAGCUCCACCCUGGAGUCCUUUGACGAGAUGGAGGAGAGUGAGAGCAGAGCGGGGCCCGAGGCGGCUUCAGCGGAACACAGCUCCAACCCUCUGGACCCCUGCGACACCCCAGAGGUUACUGUGGAGGACAAGAGGAAGGACGACAACACCACCAAUGACCAGGAGGUUGUAGAGGCUACUCCGGCCCCCGCCCCGGCCCCUGCCCUGGCCUCAGCCUCAGCCCCGGCCCCAGAGAAGCCCAAAGCAGGGGCCAAGGUAGCCAGCCCAGUGCUGCUCCAGUCCCAGGAGGGCCUGCAGUGUGACAGAGCCAUGCUGCAGGAGACCUGGGUGGACCUGAAUGACUUUGCCAAGUGCUUCCAGACUCUCCUCGUGUUCCACAAGACAAACACAUAUCCAAACCAUUCCCAGGCAUCACACUUCAAGAGCACCAUCUCGUCCAAGGCGUCGGCCUCAGUGAUCACGAGCCCAGCAGCCUCCACCAACUCUACUGGACGCCACCCAGGCUCCUCUACUGCUGCCCUCGCUCAGGUUCCCGAGGAGAAGGGUUCUUACUACCUGUUUGUGGACAGCCUGCAGCCCUCCCAGAUCCUCAUCAGCUUCUCUGCUCUGCUGCACUGGGGAGACACCGCCGAGGAGAGGAGGGAGAGCCCAGCGUGCAGAGCAGGGGUGCUGCUGGCAGAGCCCUACUCCUGGAAGACUCUGCAGUUUCAGCUGCCUGUCCUCCACAUCCAGACCACUGCCUGCAGGGCUGCCCUCCUGCUACUGCCCCCAGGCCGUCAUGUCCUGUGCCUCCACACGAGGGCGGCGCUGGGCUACCAGGUCCACCUCUUCAGCAUGGCACCCUUCGUGUUCGGGGACGAGGACACCGUCAUGCCCCACCUGCAGGAGGAGAGCUUGCGUUUCUGUGAGCAGGCCAUGAGGAUGUACCAGGCCCUGGCCAGGGUGGUCUCCUCCUUCACUGAUGAGCAGGAGUUCCCAGCAGCCUCCAGGGCCCUGGCGCGUGCCAUCUCCCCCUCUGACCUGAGCCCCAGCACACCUGGGGGGCUCCGGGACCGCCAGAGGGUGUUUAAUGAGGCGGUGUGUGUCAUGAUGUGCCAGGCUGCCGACAGGAGGCUGACGGCCACAGAGCUGUUCGCUGUCCAGGCCCUCACCCGAGACCCCUCCCUCAGCAGCGCCGGGGCCAGGGGCCCCUCCCCCACCCAUACCCACCUUUCCCAGCCUUCAGAGAGCUUGGAGUCCCAGCAGCCCACAGAGCAGGAGGUCCGUGCAGCCACAGUCCUCCAGGCCGGCUUCAAGGGCCUCUUGGUCCGUGAGGUCCUCCGAGCCGCCAAGCCAGGCACAAAGGAGAAUCUCAGUGCCUCCAAGACACUGCUAGAGAUGUGGGCCACUGUGGAAUCAGAUGCAGAGAAACAUUGUGUGUCCUUACUAAGGUACAUGUUCAGUCACUCUGAGAGGACAGCCAAGUUGUACCCCUGUUAUGAGGAUGAGUGGUCCAGGAUCACCUUCACAGACUACUCUGUCCCCCUGCCUGAGGGGGCUGGCUCCUGGGUACUGCUCUUCAGGGAGGUGUUCCUGGUGCCCAAAGACAUGUUGCUGGUGGCCAAGUUCUACUCCCCUAUCUCCCCCUGUCUGCUCCACGUCAUCGACAACGACUGUGGGGAGGAGCUGCCCAGAGUCUUCAACAGAGUCCAGCCCCACAUCUACACACACAACCAGCAUGGUUACACCUUCCUAGCAGAGGCCUACACUCCUGACACGCCCCCUGUCGGGGGGAAGUGGAGGAUGCGUCUGAUUGGCUCCCAGGAUCCACUUCCAGAACUGGCACGCGAGGCUCCGAUCAACAACUUUAUCGUGAAGGAAUUCCGAGACUACUAUAUUCCCAACGACAAAAACAUGAUAUGCAGGUACUUUGUGAAGGUGUCAUCGGACCUGGUGGGCACGGUCCAGUUCCAGACCUCCAAGGCCCACGUCCACGUCCGUCUGUCCAUCCUGGACCAGGAGGUGGUGGUGGCCAGCAACACCGGCAAGGGUCAUGUCAUCAUCCCGGUGUUCUGCUUCCUGUCCAAUCAGGUGACAGCCCCCUGCUGCGGACCCCCUCUCCCAGAUGGGAGACAGACACCCGAGGGCCCCGGCCGGGGGCCCAGAGUGGCAGGAGGAGAAGGGGGGCAGGAGGGCUUGGCCGGGGAGGCCGGGCCCCUGACCAGCCGGACCCAGAACCAGGCCCCUACAGACACCACGGUGCAUCAGUACAGGGUGCAGGCUGAGGUGCUCCACAGGAGCUGGGUCCUGGACGACGCUCAGAUGGCCUUCGUCCACACACUCAGGGACCUGGAGAGGAACGAGAUGAGAGUGGGCGGGGAGAAGGCGGAAGACCCGGCCACUCCCGUCGGGGCCGACGCCCAGAGCAGCGAGGGCCAGAAGUCAGCCACGCCCAAGUCCAGCCGCAAGGGGAAGGGGGAAAAGGACAAGUCGGGGGCCGCUGUCAAACCUGGCUCCCGAAUGGAGACGAGCCUGGACCACAGCAAGCCUAACUGGACGCUGCGCGUGGUGUGUGAGCAGAGCGACGCCGAGUGUGUGGAGGUGAGGAAGGACACAGACAGACUGGAGGAGAUCAGAGCCAUGAAGCAGGCCUGGGAGACAGCUGACCCAGGCCGCGCCCUCAAGGCACUCCAGUCUCGUCAGAAGUUCAUCAACAAGCACCCGCACACAAGCCGUGGGGACACCGCUAUGGACGACCCAGACAGCGGAGAGCCUGGUCUUCCUUCCCAGUCACCUGACGGACUCCUCAGUCCAUCCAAUCAGGAGCUGUCCCUCCAUGCCAACCCUGAUCCCUUACAGCUCCAUGUUCCCAUGGACUGCACCCCUUUUAUCAGGAGACAGAGGGAGCAGCCUGUCCUGAAGGACUCCUCUCUGGAGGAGGCCCAGCGCAGGGAGAGGUCAGAGGUCAUCCAAGGCUUCCGGCUGCUCCGGGAGACGGUGCUGGAGCACCGCAGACAGGAGGCGGCGGAGAGGAGGGAGCUGAAGAGAGGCCAGCUGGAGACGUACGACGGCCUGCAGGUGGAGUUGGCACGGCAGCGUCAGCAGGUGCUGCAGACCCGGGAGGCUCUGCGCUGCCGCCUGCUGGAGGCCAAGCGCCUCAGCAGGCAGGAGGAGGAGGCAGCCCUGGAGGUGGCCAGGCAGGCGGAGCUGGAGAGGACCGCUGCCCAGCCCCCCGCCGCCAAGCAAGUCAAGAGCGCCGGCAAGAAGAAGUGAUCCCAUUCGCUGCUCCUGGCAUGAAACCCCCCCCCUUUUCCGGCUACGACCGCUGUUCUCUUCAGUUCUCCGAAACGGAUCAACCUGGAAGAUCCACCCCAGCAACAGCCUCCUGUUUAUGGCUCCCAUAAUGCUUUCAUGAAAUAAAUCAAUUGUAGGAA